Cantharellus anzutake is the source of this 1202-nucleotide messenger RNA. RefSeq lists its product as uncharacterized. The record is from RefSeq and is a predicted model, not a curated record. Bases 93 to 1151 code for a protein of 352 amino acids. Lineage: Eukaryota; Fungi; Basidiomycota; Agaricomycetes; Cantharellales; Hydnaceae. The transcript is spliced from 2 exons.
CCGCACCGAUCUCUCAACAUCCCCCACCCAACAGUACAGCUUUCUCCAUAAAUUACUCGGAUGCGUGUAACGAUCUGCGCCACUGUCGGACUAUGUGGAGCAUAGUAUACAGCUGCCUCCUUACGAUAUUCGCUUGUGUUUGGACAGCAAUUCAUCCAGAUAUGCCUAAGCAAUAUUCGGCUUGGUCGUUUGGGAUAGGUUCUCGUAUCUUUGAAAUGAGUUUGACAUUGGUUUCGCCGGAGCUGGCUGUUUGGGCUGCAUGGACUGAGUGGGGCGCUGAAUUCAAUUCAGUUGAAGCCCCUGACAUCGAUCCUUCACAAGGAUGGACAUUCACCCAUUCAUAUUUUGUUGUUAUGAGUGGCUUCUUCGACUCUUCCAAACAAAAUGCAGUGAAGCCAGAUGAAAAUGAAGAUCCCCCUACCCUGUUUGAGAAAUACCCCGGCAUAAUCGACAAGUCGGGAGGUCAGAGAAAGGUCGCAGUAACAAGGGAGGGGGUCCUCGACAAAAGCAAAGGCAACUUUUUUGCAAAGUCCAUUGUCGUCCUCCAGCUACUGUGGUUCGCCACUCAGUAUGUUGGACGGUGGGCAAGUCAUCUACCCAGGUCACAACUGGAAGCGAUGACUCUUGCUUAUGCGGCACUUAGCAUCCUUGUUUAUGCUUUGUGGUGGCACAAACCGCUGGAUGUCCAUUUCCCAAUCUGUGUGACAGAAGAGGCCCACCCCGAUUCCCCAAAUCCCGAUGCUAUCACCGAUCAAGCACUGCCCAAAAUGGAGAACACGUCCAAUCCAGCGUCCCCUCCAGCAGAUACCAUUGAGCCAAGUUCCUUGUGGAUACUCGUAGUCACUGGUAUCAUUUUUGGUGGGGUUCAUUGCCUCGCAUGGUCAUUUCCAUUUCCGACGCGUGCAGAGACACUUUUGUGGCGUAUUUCUGCAAUAAUCAUCACUGUGGGUCCUGGCCCUUUCGCAUGGGGCAUGGCAAGAUGGGAAAAGAAGGAUUACUUCAGCGGGAGAUUGUUUGGAGGUUCCACCAUGCUGUUUUAUCCUGUUGCUCGGGUUAUCCUGUUCACUCUCACAUUUACGUCUUUGCGAUCUCCACCCCGCGAUCUUUACCGAACUACAUCCUGGACGUCCUUCAUUCCCCACUUAGGAUAACAUAAUCGUAGACACAUAGUAUCAUUGCUCUGCGUAACGAGAAAUAAUAAG